Messenger RNA from Aspergillus campestris IBT 28561, 1983 nucleotides. RefSeq names its product Zn(II)2Cys6 transcription factor. Gene Ontology annotation, molecular function: DNA binding; zinc ion binding; DNA-binding transcription factor activity, RNA polymerase II-specific. Lineage: Eukaryota; Fungi; Ascomycota; Eurotiomycetes; Eurotiales; Aspergillaceae. Gene Ontology annotation, biological process: regulation of DNA-templated transcription; DNA-templated transcription. The record is from RefSeq and is a predicted model, not a curated record. Bases 1 to 1983 code for a protein of 660 amino acids. The transcript is spliced from 7 exons.
AUGUCCGGCCGUCGCCAUCGCUCGGCCGUCGCGUGCCAGAAAUGUCGGCAGCGCAAGGUGCGCUGUAGCCUCACGGUGACCGGGGUGCCCUGUAUCGGCUGUACGCAGGAUCGUACGCAGUGUAUCAUUCCCCAUGCAAAAAUGCCAACAUCAUCCACUCACGUGUCGGGCAGACCUAAGUGCCGACCGCAUGCCUCGCCGUCAUCCCCACUGUCGACUCCGCUGUCGAGUCCGCUGUCGCAGGAGGCUGGCAUGGCCCAGACGAACCGACCUCAACUAACGCCCCCGACCUCGGUAGAUGGUCCUUUCAUCACACCGGAAGCUCAUCAACCGCGCACAUCGUCGCCGGAACAGAUUCUGCACCCGGACGAGGAGCAGACGGGGGCUGAGAUAGCCAACACAGUCCUGGGUCGGAGCGUCCAACAGGGCCAGGCGCCGUUCUAUACGGGCGAAUCCCCGGGGUUCACGGCGGCCUUGGACUUGUGUUCUCCGACGCAGAUCCCGGUGCCCCGGCAUAUUUUGAUGCCAUCCAAAACCUCGGGCUCCCUGUCCGACCAGGACCGGGAGUGGCUUCAGUACAAGGGGGUCUUCCGCCUCCCCCAGCCCAACACGUGCUACGAGCUGCUGCGCGCGUAUUUUUACCACGUCCAUCCCAUCAUGCCGGUCCUCGAUGUCCGGGAGACGUUGCAGUCGUUCCCGGGCGGGGGGCCGAGCCAGGGUAACCUACUGCUGAUCUGGAGCAUGUUCUCUGUCGCGACCAACUUCCUCAAGGAGGAGACCUGGCGUCUGGAGGGGUACCAUUCGCGAAAGGAGAUGAAGACCGACUUCUGCAGUCGCGCCACGACCGACAACACCGUUCUCCUGCAGUCGGCCCUACUCUUAGGAUUCUACCACUCACAAACGGACAUGCACACCAAGCCGUGGUAUUGGACAGGGGUCGCCAUCAGCCUGUGCCAGAUCAUGGGGCUGCACCGCUGCUCGGUGGUGGCACUGUCCAAGUCGUCCAUUCCGCCUCCCCAAGUACGUCUUUGGCGCCGUCUGUGGUGGACCUGCUUCUUCCGCGACCGGUGGCUCAGCCUCACCUUGGGGCGGCCGCUGAGAAUCAACCUCAACGACUGCGACACGGCCUGGCCGGCCGCCGCAGACCUGCUCGCCGACCUAGCGGGAGUGCCCGAGGCGAUCGCCGCCAUGUACAUUCCGGACGACUUGGCCACCUUAGCCCAGUACUGGGUGCAGAUGAUCCACAUGAGCAAGCUGCUGGGAGAGGUCCUGACCGUCUGCUACCAGCCCUGCGGGCCCAGCCCAUCUGUGGAGCAGGUGGCCGCUCUGGAGGCCGAUAUGAUGCGUCUCGACCUGCCUGAGGAUGGGAGUCCCACGGAGACAACCCAAAGCCGCCUCGCGACCUUUUACCGCUACCACCUCCAACUUCAUUACCAGGCGUUUCUGAUCACCUUCUACCGCCGGUUCAUUUCCAAAGCGCCCACCGGUCUCCCCGUAGCUCACCAGGAGAGCUGGUUGAGCCAGGUGCGACGGAAGAUGGAUUCGGCCGCCCUGCAGUCCAACGCCAUCCUAGACAACAUGGUGCGCGAGAAGCUACUGGACAUGGCCGGCCCGAUGACACCACCCUUGCUCGUGCCGGCCAUGCACGUCCAUCUACUCAACUGUAAAUCGCAGGAUCCCCUCUCCCGGCGCCUAGGCCUAAACAAACUAGAUCUGUGUAUGAUGGUGCUCGAGCAGAUGCAGCACACCUACCCGUGCGCUUCAAUCUUCCGGGGGGUAUUUCUCGCGGGUAUCCGCCAGAUCGUGCCGGGGUACAUGGGACAGACGGCUAUCCCGGGUCCGAUGGCGUCGGAGACGAUGCCGGUGGAGGAGUGUGGGUCGGAUAGCCCGCUGGCGGGCAUCAACGUGAGCGACGACGUGAUCGACGCGCUGCUGGACGAGGCGUCGAUCAUCAACCUGUGGGAGUCGAUCAACGGGAUGUAG